UGUUCGUGGUAUGAAAUGUUCCCGACUAGACAGGUUAUGAAACCUUCCUGAAGCUCUUGAAAUCUUAACACACUGUAAAGGCAAGUUUAUUUAAAUAUCAGAGUUUUGCUACACAAACACAAGCGUGAAAGACAAUCGGAAUACUUAUUGAUGACAUCGACUCCUCCAUCCCCUCACAACCGGAGCAGGAGUGAGGAUGAGGAUGAUCCAGUGGACGGGAUGAUCUCCAGGACAGGCUGUGCUGAGCUGCACUACGCUCUUCAGGACUGUAUGGCUGAUCAUCAGGACUGGAGGAAGUGUCAGACUCAGGUUCAGAAGUUUAAGGAGUGCAUGACCACCUACCAGAACACUCGCAAAGAGCAGCUCCUGAAGCAGAGGACUUCCGCCACACAAUCUGCCUGACGCACAGGCCUCUGAGACAGUGCUGCACAAUAAUAAAACAUCCACCUCGCUUUCCUGAAAAAAGACGUAGUGUGAAGAUUGUCUUUCAAGAGUGCAUUGAAACUUUUCAUGAUUCAUGAAAGGUGUGAUUGUGCAGUACAUUUUAAUGUAUGUUUAUAUACUACUUUAAAAAAAAAAACAUGGUUACUACACUUUUACUAUAAUAAAACCAUGGUUAAUUUUCGUAA
This is a messenger RNA of Cyprinus carpio (common carp), 629 nucleotides long. RefSeq names its product cytochrome c oxidase assembly factor 4 homolog (gene coa4). The record is from RefSeq and is a predicted model, not a curated record. Gene Ontology annotation, biological process: mitochondrial respiratory chain complex IV assembly. Gene Ontology annotation, cellular component: mitochondrial intermembrane space. Lineage: Eukaryota; Metazoa; Chordata; Actinopteri; Cypriniformes; Cyprinidae.